This is a messenger RNA of Strongylocentrotus purpuratus (purple sea urchin), 4259 nucleotides long. RefSeq names its product ubiquitin carboxyl-terminal hydrolase 4. Gene Ontology annotation, biological process: protein deubiquitination. Gene Ontology annotation, molecular function: cysteine-type deubiquitinase activity. Bases 19 to 2958 code for a protein of 979 amino acids. The transcript has 22 exons. NCBI's taxonomy places the organism in Eukaryota, Metazoa, Echinodermata, Echinoidea, Camarodonta, Strongylocentrotidae. The record is from RefSeq and is a predicted model, not a curated record.
GGAUGCCAUGCCUAUCUCAUGUCAAUGAACAUCAUGGCGGAAGGCGGAGGUAGCGGAGUUCCUGAUAUCAAACAACAAAAACAGCAAAUAUCUGAACUUCUCGAAACCCCAUUGAAGAAAGGGGACUCUUGGUACCUGGUAGACAGCAAGUGGUUCAAACAAUGGAAGAAAUUUGUGGGCUUUGACAGCUGGGAUGUGUAUAACAUGGGCAAUGAUGCCUCCAACCCUGGACCAGUGGACAACUCAGGUCUCUUUGUGGAGGGAGAUGUGGGUAACUUGAAGGAGCAUCUGAUUGAUGAGCUUGACUAUGUUCUGGUCCCUACUGCAACCUGGGAGAAUCUGACCAUAUGGUAUGGUGCGGUCAAGAAUCAGCCUCCAGUACAUAGAAAGGUUGUGGAAUAUGGUAUGUUUGUCAAACACUGCAAAGUAGAGGUGUAUCUGAUGGAGCUCAAGUUGUGUGAAAAUAGCAAUCUAGACAACAUGGUGCCUCAGAAGUUUAGCAAAGCUGACACAAUAGAAACUAUUGAGAAGGAAAUGAAGAGGUUAUUCAAUAUUGAAGAUGAAAAAGAGACGAGAAUAUGGAAUAAGUACAUGAGCAAUACCUAUGAACAGCUAAGCAAGAAAGAAAACACUGUUCAAGAUGCAGGCUUAUAUCAGGGGCAGGUCCUUGUGAUAGAACAGAAGAACCAAGAUGGCACAUGGCCAAGGCAGCCAGCUAGCAAUAACAGCUCUACCAAUAGUUCUUACAAAGAUAGCUCUAGUAGUACAUCCACAAACAGUAGCAGAUACAUCACAAACUCCUCUGGUAAAAGUCCCUACAGCUACUCUUCGUACAACAACACCAGCAGUUCUGAUUACAGUCGCUCCAAGCCGUCUGUCCAGGAAGGUCUAUGUGGUCUGGGUAACCUAGGCAAUACCUGCUUCAUGAACUCUGCCCUGCAGUGUAUGAACAACGUCCCUCCUCUCACUAGAUACUUCCUCUCUGAUGAGUUCAAAAAAGAACUGAAUUACAACAAUCCCCUUGGCAUGCAUGGAGAGAUAGCUAAAGCCUAUGCAGAUCUCGUCCAACAUGUGUGGUCCGGUCAAAACUCUUACCUGAUACCUAGAAACUUCAAGAUGCAAGUUGGUAGAUUUGCACCUCAGUUCUCUGGUUACCAGCAGCACGACUCUCAAGAACUACUAGCUUUCCUCUGUGAUGGUCUACAUGAAGACCUCAAUAGAAUACAGAAGAAACCCUACGUUGAGCUUCGAGACAGCGACGGAAGGUCAGAUGAAGUUGUAGCGGAUGAGGCCUGGUCGAACCAUUUAAAACGAAAUGACUCCAUAAUUGUUGACUUCUUCCAUGGCCAAUUCAAGUCCACUCUAGUUUGUCCUGAGUGUCAAAAGGUAUCUGUGACCUUUGACCCAUUCAGUUUCCUAAGUUUACCCCUCCCUACGAAGAAGGAGAGAACGAUGGAGGUGUUUCUCAUCAGACUAGAUCCUAAGUCCAAACCGCUCCAGAUGAAAGUGGUUGUACCCAAGCAUGGUAUGGUGUAUGACUUAUGUAAAGCAAUAUCCAAAGUCUCUCAAAUCGCUCCAGACAAGAUGGCAGUGACAGAUGUGUACAAUCACAGAUUCCACAAAGUGUUUGCACCUAAUGAUAGAGUGGAAAGCAUCACAGAAAGAGAUGACAUCUUUGUCUAUGAGGUACCAGUGAACAGUGCGGAUGAUCCAGAUACAAUCAUCAUACCUGUCUAUCUCAGGGAAAGAAAUUCAAAGAGAGCAAGCUUCAGCUAUUCCUCAAGCAGCUACUCAUUGUUCGGUCAACCCAUGCUGAUUGCAGUACCUCGUAAACAAACCACCUACCAAGAUCUCUAUGAAAUCAUCAUGAAGAAAAUGAGUCGCUAUGUUAGGAGACCAGACACGGAGGACUGGUAUAAAGACGAUCAAGAAGGCAACGAGGUGGUGGAAAAUGGAGAAACAGAGAUGGACUCUGACUCUGAUUCCAAGGAGCAUUGCAGCUCAGGUGAAGACACCACCCAGAACCACAAAGAGGAUCCUCCUACUCCUCCAUCCAAAGAGAAGAAGACAAAAUCCAAGCCAUUAGAUCGGCGAUCCCUUCUCUUUAGAAUGUCUCUAGUCAACUCUUAUGGCAGUGCAGAGUUAGCCAGGUUAAAAGAUGAUGGUGCACCACUCAGGUUCAACAAUCGUACAUACAUAGCACUAGACUGGAAGGAUAAGGCAAAAGAAAAGUUCUACAUUGAAACAGAAGCAGAAGACUCUGAGCCUCAUGAAAGCAUGAAUCUUCGGAGUGUGUCAAGAAAGCAACAAGUAGAUCUCAAUGAGUGUCUUAACCUCUUCCUAACAGAAGAAACACUGGAGAAGGAAGAUUCCUGGUACUGUCCAGCUUGCAAGAAGCACCAGGAGGCUACCAAGAAGUUUGAUCUCUGGAAACUACCCAAAGUGCUUAUCAUUCACCUCAAGAGGUUCUCUUACAAUCGCUUCUUGAGGGAUAAGCUUGAUACAUUAGUUACUUUCCCUACAGAGAAUCUGGACAUGUCCAGUAGUGUAAUAUGUCCGAAUGGCGGCCCCUAUCAGUACGAUCUUGUAGCUGUCAGUAAUCACUACGGUGGAAUGGGUGGAGGACACUACACUGCAUAUGCACAGAAUGCAUGCACACAAAACUGGUACUACUUUGAUGAUAGCUCUGUUUCAGACGCUAGCAAGGAGCAAGUGGUUUCUAAAGCUGCCUACGUACUCUUCUACCUUCGGAAAGAUAGAGUGGAGGAAUACAAGCAGUCGCUAUCACAGGUCAUUGCAAGACGAGGAGAGGAGACCACAGAAAACGGAGAAGCAGAGGAGGAGGAGCAUAUUGCCACGGAAACAAGCGACCGGAAGCUGCGUAGUCACACAGGAGCAAGGAGUAAACGGCACAGCAAUGGACUUUCAGAUAGUGAAGAGGAGAUGGAAACAAAUUGAUGCAGACUGACUAGAGCUUAGUUCGUACCUGUAGUGGGACAGACAGACGGUGUGCGUUGUAUCGUUUAUGCGUUGCUAUUUGCCUGUGCUAUAACUAUUGGAUACCUGCAAAGAAUGGGGAAGCCUCUUGAUGUACUAUUGACCGAAACACCGUCCAUUUGCAUGUCUGUAGGAUAGAACAUAAUCUGUUGGAAGGCUUGUCUGUCUGCACUAUGCCUUCCAGCUUCCUGGUAUUACCCAGCAGUAGUCGGAUGUGCCUUGUAUAAGGUCAGUCUGACUUAUCUCAGCCUGCCCAGUACAGAUGAUAUCAGCUCAGAAUAAAAGUGCUAUCACACAGUUCUUGUAGGUGAAGUUGCAGGGUAGAAAGUAGUCUAAUGAUCUUGGAAGUUGUGUUGACUAGCUAGCAAUUAGAAAAUGCUAAUGACCAGUCAGUAGCACUUUUAGAUAACUAGUUACGUGGUAAGAACACUAUUUGCCUGUAUGCUCUCAAACAACCAUUUGAUACAGAUCUAUUUCAUAUUUUUAUUAUUGUAUUUAUUGAUUUUAAACUAUCAACACAUAGAUAUUAAAUGGAUAAGAAGGAUUAGUAUUUGCUUGCUUUUUAAAAAGAAAGUCAGAGCUUUGCUUUCGAAUGUCUGCUUCCUGCUUCUCUGGUUGUGGGAAGACCAAAGGAUAUGAAAUUAUUUGUAUUUGUAUAAAGUUCUUCUUUUCCUGACCGUACUAUUUAAGUAUCCCUUUCGCCAGAAGAGAGAGUAGACUAGCCUCCUCACAACCAUGCAUCACAGAACAAAGGAAGAAUAGAAUUAUGCAUCAUUAUCAACAUCUUCUCAGUAUUUAAUUUGAUCUACAUGUAGGAUGCCCUUUAAUGAAAAUAAUUGAGUGCUGAAAUAUCCUAAAGUUCCUCCUGUAGUGGGAUUGGCUGCAGGUUCAUAUAUGAUUUAACAAAAGUCCUCUUCAUACCAUAUGCAGAAAAAUGAACUUUGUAUGUAACCAUAUGAACUUUGUAUGUAACCAUAUGAACUUUGAAAGACAUAUUAAUAGAGAGACUGAAGUACAUGUAGCAUAUUACAGGGCAUAAAGAGACAGACCUAAAAUGGAGCAAGUGCUAGCUAGAGAGUAAUUAUGUGGGAGAUGAGGUGGCCUAAAAUAAACUGGUUUUAGCACAAAAAACAGCAGAAGUUUUAUAGAGAGUACGAAACAUAUUCAUAUUUGAGUCAAAGAAGAAAUUGUUUUUUUGGAGAUAGAAGGGUGUUCGCUCUGCAGUAUUUGAGUUAAUGCCCUCCUAGCUCUAAAUGAACAGA